Molecule: messenger RNA, 2072 nt
Organism: Acanthoscelides obtectus
Lineage: Eukaryota; Metazoa; Arthropoda; Insecta; Coleoptera; Chrysomelidae
Source: the annotation of a GenBank genome assembly
ACAACACUGAGAACCCACUAUUCCCACUGCAUGUUAAAUUAAACUACGUCUAUUCCAAAACAAUUAUCUCAAUAAAUGCAUCAUCAUUGCAGUAAACAUCACAAGUCAACAUUAUUAUCGCGCAAUAUUACUUAAGUAUAGGUUUUUCAAGUAAAUACAGAUAACCGAUGAGUAGUAUCAUUUUGAAUCAAAAUAUUUAAUUUUAGAUAUUUAUAUAUUGUCCAUCAUUGAACCUGUUUUACCAAUGUCAUCCAGAAGGUGUUUAGUAAAAUAGAUCGGAAAAUGAGUGCAAGGAAGUUAUUCUUGGUUCUAGUGACACUUUUUUGUUUUGUAAAGACAAAUGAAGGUGCAAAAAUCCUGGGCUGGAGUGCAAUGCCUGCUCCGAGCCACAACUUUCUGGGCAAGGCGAUUUUUAGGGCUCUGGCAGAAGCUGGACACGACGUAACCGUCGUCACUUCUUUCCACGAGGAAACACCACCAAAAAAUGGAAAAUGGAGAGAAAUCUUGUUGAAGGGUUUCUACGAAAAAAUGACCAAGCAGUUUGCAACGAUGAAUUUCUUCGAUGACGGCAAGAAAUUGUCAUUCGGUUUUAUGAACAUAUACAAAAUGGUCCUUCAGUUAACAGAAGAUACACUUUCCUACCCCGAGGUGCAAAACCUCAUAAAAUCCGGUGAAAAAUUCGACGUAGUAAUCGUCAGUCAAUUCAUGAACGAGGCACACUACAUGCUGGCUCCGCAUUUCAAUGCACAUUUGAUAGGCUUGAGUACAAUUGGGUCAAGCAACUGGAAUAACUACCUGGUUGGGAAUCCGUCCCUGCCUUCAGUAGACAGAGAAAUGAUGUUAAGCCAUCCCAGAAGGAUGAACUUCUUCCAAAGAAGUUUGAACACACUGGUAUCUGUUAUAAACUAUCUGGCCCGAACUUUCUACCUGUUACCGAACCAUGCUGAAUUGACCAAAAAGUAUAUUUCUGACAAGAUCGACUUCGAAAAGGAGUUGUACAACGUAUCGUUGGUACUUUUGAACUCACAUCCGAGCGUUUCUGACCCAAAACCUCAUGUGCCUAACAUGGUAGAGAUCGGUGGAUUUCAUAUUAAAGAGCCUAAACCUUUGCCUGAGGAUUUGAAGAAACUUUUGGAUGGGGCCAAGCAUGGAGUUAUCUAUUUCAGCAUGGGUUCAAAUAUAAAAAGCAAAGAUCUUCCAGUGGAGAAAAGAAACGUCAUACUGAAGGCGUUCGGUAAAAGAAAAGAGACAAUUUUGUGGAAAUUUGAAGAAGACAGCUUGCCGGGAAAACCAAAAAACGUUAUUAUUAGAAAAUGGUUCCCUCAACAAGACAUCCUUGCACAUCCGAAAGUAAAAGUUUUCUGGACACACGGAGGUUUGCUGAGCACGACCGAGACCGUCUAUCACGGAGUACCGAUUUUAGCCACGCCAAUUCUAGGGGAUCAAGCAACUAAUGCUCAAGGCGCUAAAGACGAAGGAUAUGGCUUGAUAUUGCCUUAUGCUGACAUCGACGAGAACUCAUUGAAUGGAAUGCUUGAUGAACUCGUUUCCAAUCCUAAAUACAGAAAAAAUGUGAAAACUCGCUCUAAAAUAAUGCGCGAUCGGAAAGUUCACCCACUAGACGAGGCUGUCUACUGGGUGGAAUACGUAAUUCGUCACAAUGGGGCGAAACACCUCAGGAUGUGGUAUGUAGAGAUGCCUUGGUACCAGUAUUACUUGCUUGACGUAAUUUUUGCUGUGUUUGCUGUGAUAUGCCUGGCUCUCUAUGUUAUCAAGAAGAUGUGUUCUUUGUGCUGCCGUCGAUACAAGAAAACAACAAGUAAGAAGAUGAAGAAGAAUUGAUUGUUAUAGUAUUUUGUAAUAAAAAAAUUGAACAAUUUAGGAUUUGUUUUGGUACCCCUAAUAGUGCCUCACUUAUUUAUUUAUUUUUGUUUGUAUUCCUGAUUUUUUCAAUUUGUUUUUUUUUUAGUGUUAAUUGUAUGCUUGUUAUUAAUUACCUUUUAUUGCAAUUAUUACACCACCAGAAACAUUGUAUACGAAAUUUGUAAUUUGUUCUGUAUCUAAAUAAAGAC